This is a messenger RNA of Thalassophryne amazonica, 1446 nucleotides long. RefSeq names its product poly(U)-specific endoribonuclease-C-like. The transcript is spliced from 9 exons. The record is from RefSeq and is a predicted model, not a curated record. Gene Ontology annotation, molecular function: RNA endonuclease activity. Lineage: Eukaryota; Metazoa; Chordata; Actinopteri; Batrachoidiformes; Batrachoididae. The coding region runs from base 77 to 1018 and encodes 313 amino acids.
AAAAAAAAAAACACAAACGGUACUUUUUCUGAGAGGAUGUGAGAAAUCAGGCUUAGUUUGUCGACUGAAUUAAAUUAUGGCUAAAAGACACAACCAUUUCCAUGGGGAUCGAGGACUGGAGUCAAGGGACAGGCUUCCUUCUUCUGCCGGCACCAGCAAAGGGGCCACACAGGACCUCGCUGAGAUACUUAAUGAACUCUGGAACCUGGAUACAAACCGUCUCAAGCCGGGGACUGAUUACAUCAUCUCCCUCCAGGGGAGGGCAGGCUACGUGGCUCAGGGGAGUCACUAUGCCAGAGACAAGGCCAAGGCCCCCCUCUUCACAUACGUCGAUGAAGACAAGCUCAGGAGUAUAGACACAUAUGACCAUUUCAUCAAAUUGCUGGACAACUACGAGACAUCAACAGGUGUAUCUGAGAUUGUUACUUCAGAGGAGCUUCAGGAGAACUAUCUCUUUCUGGAUAGCAUCCUGGAGACCGAUGUCAUGAAGUGCGCUCACCAGUAUCUAGUCAGAAAGGGGUGGUCACCAUCAGACCAGGCGCAGUUCAAGAGGCAGCUGUUCGACAUCUGGUUCCGCCUCUACCACAGAGACCGGAGAGGAGGUGAGGAUUCCUGCGGAUUCGAACAUGUUUUUGUUGGAGAAACCAAAUUUGGCCAGGAAGUUAUGGGUCUUCACAACUGGGUCCAGUUCUACCUGCAGGAAAAGCAUGGCCAUGUUGACUACAAAGGCUACAAAGCAAGGGACAACAAAGAUACACCUGAUGAAGAUGACCACGUCCUGAACCUACAGUUCAGUUGGAAGGGCUUAUUGAAACCAGUUGGCGGCGCCUUUAUUGGCGUUAGUCCUGAGUUUGAGGUGGCGCUCUUCACCAUAAUCUUCCUCAUGUCAACUGAAAAGAUGACAUCUGUCAUGGUGAAAGUGGAUGAGUACAUGUUGGAGCUGGUUGUCUAUCGGCACAGCCGAUCCAUUGGCACAUCCUUCCCAAAAUUGCUCAGCAGCAACAACAGGGAUUUGUAACAAAUCUAGAUCCAGGUUCACUUUGUAGUAAACCUCGGUCUACAGUAUAACAUUCAUUUAUGAACCUCUUGCUCUGGAUUGAUAUAAUGUAAGAAAUAUAUUAUUAUUAAUCACAUUUAAUUUCAUAUUUUGCUUACUGUCAUGGGAUAAAUAAAACAUUUUUCUUUUUUCCUUUCUGUUUAUACAUUUGCUUUGAUAACCGCUAAUCCAAGUGAAAAACUGACUGAGCUAAAUUGAUAAACUGCUAAAUGUUUUAGCUGAAGCUCUCACUUACUACUGUUUUAUUUUUUAUGAAUUAUGCUUUGUUUUUGUUUGUUUGUCUUUUUUUCUAAACCCUAAAAACAGAUGUAAAAGUUAGCUGAUAUAAAUUUAGUGGAAGAUGAUUCAUCUGCUCAUGGCUUCUGUUAAUUAAAAAGCUAAUCUGCUAA